CAGUCUUUUUCGCCGUUUUCACGAUGACUUGGUAAAUCUAACAUACAAGCCUUCCGAUUAUUAAUGCUUCCAAUACCUGAUGAUGAAGCUAGUGAACAUGUGGGACAUGAAUGAUGCUACAAGUGACUUUAUGUUUUUUAUCCUGUUGUGAAACUAUCUUAUAAUGCUGCUGAGGAACAUAGAUAAAUAAGCGUGUUAGAAGAGAAAGUUUCGAAGAGAUCUACAGAAUAACAAUGUAGUAACAGAGGAUAAUUUAAGUUUUCAUGUUUUGGUGCAGUUUGGCGCUGUGUUCGUUUUUUUUGUAUGUAACGUAACAAUGAGUGAGUGCAAAGUGUCAUUGAAGUGUUGCAACUGCUUUUCAAUGUGUCACAAUGCAUAACAGCAGGCGGCCUUUCAAAGAGUGACUCGGACCGAAGGUCUUCUCCCAUAAAACAUAAAAGCUUUUUCAGCUUACCUUGCUUAUCUUUUCUAUUCCCACAUUUUUCCUACAUUAAUAUGUCAGACAUCUCUGCUCCAAAAACCUUGGGAAACCGUCGAUUUCAUAACGUGGAAACAUCAACUUACUGGUUACCGAACGAUGAAAGUGAACUGGAUCGCUUGGACGAAUAUCAUUUCACUCUGAAAGAUUUUUUUGAAGGAAAUGUUCUAGGACCUGGCAAAUCGCUGUUCGAAAAACCCGUGAAGGCGCUGGAUGUUGGUUGUGGCCCCGGCACUUGGGUGCUUGAUAUGAGUACCGAGUAUCCGAAAAGCGACUUCACAGGCGUGGAUUUGAGGGAUGUGACGUUCCCAACUAAAAAGGCAUCCAACAGCCAUUUCCUGGUGGGAAAUGUCCUCACUGGCCUUCCUUUUCCAGACAAUACUUUCGACUUCGUGCAAAUGCGACUGUUGGUGGCAGCAAUUCGAGUGGAGGAAUGGCCGUCAGCAAUGAAAGAGUUGAUGAGAGUGACCAAACCGGGAGGAUUGAUCCAGUCCAUUGAAAUCGAUCUCAAGGUGGACGAAAACGAUAAGACAGGAUUAGUCAAAGCCAUGUGUGACGCUUGUACGAGCCGCGGACAGGACCCGCGCGUUGCUAUCCGCAUCAAAGAUUUACUGACGGAAGCUGGCGCACAAGUGCUUCAUACCGAGCGACGGGAAGUAAAUUUGGGCGGCGACGAUGCUUUGGCCACCAAGUUUAUUUCCGUUUCCAAAAAUAGCAUCCACAGCAUGCUGCCAGUGCUCGGUCCCAUCCUCAACAUCGAUGAGAGCGAAGGUCUCGAUAAAGGGCUGGACAGAUUCUGCGAUCGUUUGCGCAAAUCGGAAUCACGCUGGUAUUACAGCGCCAACUUGGCCCAAAAGCCUGAAUAAUAACUAUCUUCAAGGAGCUAUUGCAUCUUAUAAACAUACCCCACGUCAAAGCGUAAAUAUACUCGACUAAGCAAUCAACGGAUGUAAUUUACAGACCCGAUGCAAAGAUCUUAUUUGUGGCCCGACGUGCGUUUGCAUUAUUUUCUUUGCUGCUCUCAGAAGCGCAGAUAAAUGUAACAAGCUUUAUCUAUCCCUAAUCUUAGUUUGUUACGAACGGAUGCUCCUUUGCUUUGUUGAGUAACCUUAAAUUAAUAACAUUUGAGCAAAUCGUAUCGAAGAAUGAA
Molecule: messenger RNA, 1628 nt
Organism: Radiomyces spectabilis
Lineage: Eukaryota; Fungi; Mucoromycota; Mucoromycetes; Mucorales; Radiomycetaceae
Product: S-adenosyl-L-methionine-dependent methyltransferase
Exons: 7
Coding region: 496-1344 (282 amino acids)
Molecular function (GO): methyltransferase activity
Source: RefSeq, a predicted model, not a curated record